Messenger RNA from Chlorocebus sabaeus (green monkey), 6313 nucleotides. Lineage: Eukaryota; Metazoa; Chordata; Mammalia; Primates; Cercopithecidae. The record is from RefSeq and is a predicted model, not a curated record.
GUGUGUGUCCGUGCGCUGUGUACGUGCGGGGAGUGCCUGGGGUAUGUGGUGUGUGCCGCCGGGGGCCGCGUGGGUCCGAGUGAAUGCCAAGUGUGCCGGGAAUGCGUGUGUGGGAGCGAGUCUGGAGCGGAUGUGAGUGUGUGCGAAUGUGUUCGUGUGUGCUGGCUGCGCGUCCAGGAAUGUUGCGAGUGUGGAGCGCGCCUGGGCCGCGGCUGCGAGUGUGCCCUGGGCCGGGGCCGCCCGAGGGGGCGGUGGCAGGACGUGUGUGCGCGCGUGUGCGUGUGCGCGUGUGUGGCGCGCUGGGCCGGAACAAGUUGUCGCGGCGGCGCCCCCUGGGCAGCCCGGGUCGGGCAGGGCCCGAGGCUCAGGGGAGGACCGGGCCCCGCAGCCGCCGCCUCGGGCAUGUCGGACUGUUUGUUGUUUCGCAAGUUCCGCGCGGCGCUGGCGGGCUGCUGAUCCGAGGCGGCGCCUGGGCUGCGGGGCGCCCGGGCUAGCGGGGGCCCGGCGAGGGGCCGGCGGGCGGAGAGGGGAGGGCCGGGCCGGCGGGCGCUCCUGCGGUGGCCGGGCCGCGGCUGCGCCCCAGGCGGCCGGGCAGGGGCUGUCCCCGGGCUGGGCUGCGACGUCGGGGCGCGGGCAGGGCCUGGCUCGCUGCCGGGGGACGGCGCCCCCUCCCUUGGCGCGCAGGACGCGCGGGGGACGCCCGGGCCUCCCAGGACACUCCCUCGGUGGAGCCCGCAACUUUGGGCGGCCUCCCGGCCGGCCGGGACCGCCAGCUGGCUGCACCUUUGAGGAGGCAAGUGACCCAGCAGUGCCCUGCGAGUACAGCCAGGCCCAGUACGAUGACUUCCAGUGGGAGCAAGUGCGAAUCCACCCUGGCACCCGGGCCCCUGCGGACCUGCCCCAUGGCUCCUACUUGAUGGUCAACACUUCCCAGCAUGCCCCAGGCCAGCGAGCCCAUGUCAUCUUCCAGAGCCUGAGCGAGAAUGACACCCACUGUGUGCAGUUCAGCUACUUCCUGUACAGCCGGGACGGGCACAGCCCGGGCACCCUGGGUGUCUACGUGCGCGUUAAUGGGGGCCCCCUGGGCAGUGCUGUCUGGAAUAUGACUGGAUCCCAUGGCCGUCAGUGGCACCAGGCUGAGCUGGCUGUCAGCACUUUCUGGCCCAAUGAAUAUCAGGUGCUGUUUGAGGCCCUCAUCUCCCCAGACCGCAGGGGCUACAUGGGCCUAGACGACAUCCUGCUUCUCAGCUACCCCUGCGCAAAGGCCCCACACUUCUCCCGCCUGGGCGACGUGGAGGUCAACGCGGGCCAGAACGCGUCGUUCCAGUGCAUGGCGGCGGGCAGAGCAGCCGAGGCCGAACGCUUCCUCCUGCAGCGGCAGAGCGGGGCGCUGGUGCCGGCGGCGGGCGUGCGGCACAUCAGCCACCGGCGCUUCCUGGCCACUUUCCCGCUGGCUGCUGUGAGCCGCGCGGAGCAGGACCUGUACCGCUGUGUGUCCCAGGCCCCGCGCGGAGCGGGCGUCUCCAACUUCGCGGAGCUCAUCGUCAAGGAGCCCCCCACUCCCAUCGCGCCCCCACAGCUGCUGCGUGCUGGUCCCACCUACCUCAUCAUCCAGCUCAACACCAACUCCAUUAUUGGCGACGGGCCGAUCGUGCGCAAGGAGAUUGAGUACCGCAUGGCGCGCGGGCCCUGGGCCGAAGUGCAUGCCGUCAGCCUGCAGACCUACAAGCUGUGGCACCUCGACCCCGACACAGAGUAUGAGAUCAGCGUGCUGCUCACGCGUCCCGGAGACGGCGGCACUGGCCGCCCGGGGCCACCCCUCAUCAGCCGCACCAAAUGCGCAGAGCCCAUGAGGGCCCCCAAAGGCCUGGCUUUUGCUGAGAUCCAGGCCCGCCAGCUGACCCUGCAGUGGGAACCACUGGGCUACAACGUGACGCGUUGCCACACCUAUACCGUGUCGCUGUGCUAUCACUACAUCCUGGGUAGCAGCCACAACCAGACCAUCCGAGAGUGUGUGAAGACAGAGCAAGGUGUCAGCCGCUACACCAUCAAGAACCUGCUGCCCUAUCGGAACGUUCAUGUGAGGCUUGUCCUCACUAACCCUGAGGGGCGCAAAGAGGGCAAGGAGGUCACCUUUCAGACGGAUGAGGAUGUGCCCGGUGGGAUUGCAGCCGAGUCCCUGACCUUCACUCCACUGGAGGACAUGAUCUUCCUCAAGUGGGAGGAACCCCAGGAGCCCAAUGGUCUCAUCACUCAGUAUGAGAUCAGCUACCAGAGCAUUGAGUCAUCAGACCCGGCGGUGAACGUGCCGGGCCCACGACGUACCAUCUCCAAGCUCCGCAACGAGACCUACCACGUCUUCUCCAACCUGCACCCUGGCACCACCUACCUAUUCUCCGUGCGGGCCCGCACAGGCAAAGGCUUCGGACAGGCAGCACUCACUGAGAUAACCACCAACAUCUCUGCUCCCAGCUUUGAUUAUGCCGACAUGCCGUCUCCCCUGGGCGAGUCUGAGAACACCAUCACCGUGCUGCUGAGGCCGGCACAGGGCCGCGGUGCACCCAUCAGUGUGUACCAGGUGAUUGUGGAGGAGGAGCGGGCGCGGAGGCUGCGGCGGGAGCCAGGUGGACAGGACUGCUUCCCAGUGCCACUGACCUUUGAGGCGGCGCUGGCCCGAGGCCUGGUGCACUACUUCGGGGCCGAACUGGCGGCCAGCAGUCUACCUGAGGCCAUGCCCUUUACCGUGGGUGACAACCAGACCUACCGAGGCUUCUGGAACCCACCGCUUGAGCCUAGGAAGGCCUAUCUCAUCUACUUCCAGGCAGCAAGCCACCUGAAGGGGGAGACCCGGCUGAAUUGCAUCCGCAUUGCCAGGAAAGCUGCCUGCAAGGAAAGCAAGCGGCCCCUGGAGGUGUCCCAGAGAUCGGAGGAGAUGGGGCUUAUCCUGGGCAUCUGUGCAGGGGGGCUUGCUGUCCUCAUCCUUCUCCUGGGUGCCAUCAUUGUCAUCAUCCGCAAAGGGAGAGACCACUAUGCCUACUCCUACUACCCGAAGCCGGUGAACAUGACCAAGGCCACCGUCAACUACCGCCAGGAGAAGACACACAUGAUGAGUGCUGUGGACCGCAGCUUCACAGACCAGAGCACCCUGCAGGAGGACGAGCGGCUGGGCCUGUCCUUCAUGGACACCCAUGGCUACAGCACCCGGGGAGACCAGCGCAGUGGUGGGGUCACUGAGGCCAGCAGCCUCCUGGGGGGCUCCCCGAGGCGUCCCUGUGGUCGGAAGGGCUCUCCGUACCACACAGGGCAGCUGCACCCUGCAGUGCGUGUGGCAGACCUUCUACAGCACAUCAACCAGAUGAAGACGGCUGAGGGUUACGGCUUCAAGCAGGAGUACGAGAGCUUCUUUGAAGGCUGGGACGCCACAAAGAAGAAAGACAAGGUCAAGGGCAGCCGGCAGGAGCCAAUGCCUGCCUCCCAGACUCUACCCCCUGGUGUGUCCUGCCUCCCAUGGUGCCCAGAGACUACUGAUGAUCGGCACCGAGUGAAACUGCACCCGAUGCUGGGAGACCCCAAUGCUGACUACAUUAAUGCCAACUACAUAGAUAUUCGGAUAAACCGAGAAGGUUACCACAGGUCAAACCACUUCAUAGCCACUCAAGGGCCGAAGCCUGAGAUGGUCUAUGACUUCUGGCGCAUGGUGUGGCAGGAGCACUGUUCCAGCAUCGUCAUGAUCACCAAGCUGGUCGAGGUGGGCAGGGUGAAAUGCUCACGGUAUUGGCCAGAGGACUCAGACACCUACGGGGACAUCAAGAUCACGCUGGUGAAGACGGAGACCCUGGCUGAGUAUGUCGUGCGCACUUUUGCCCUGGAGCGGAGAGGCUACUCUGCCCGGCACGAGGUCCGCCAGUUCCACUUCACAGCGUGGCCAGAGCAUGGCGUCCCCUACCACGCCACGGGGCUGCUGGCUUUCAUCCGGCGCGUGAAGGCCUCCACCCCACCUGAUGCCGGGCCCAUUGUCAUCCACUGCAGUCCCGGGCUUCCUCCCCAAAGCUCUGACGUGGCCUGGGGCUGCUCUCUCUCCAGCGCGGGCACCGGCCGCACAGGUUGCUACAUCGUCCUGGAUGUGAUGCUGGACAUGGCAGAGUGUGAGGGCGUCGUGGACAUUUACAACUGUGUGAAGACUCUCUGCUCCCGCCGCGUCAACAUGAUCCAGACUGAGGAGCAGUACAUCUUCAUUCAUGAUGCAAUCUUGGAGGCCUGCCUGUGUGGGGAGACCACCAUCCCUGUCAGUGAGUUCAAGGCCACCUACAAGGAGAUGAUCCGCAUUGAUCCUCAGAGUAAUUCCUCCCAGCUGCGGGAAGAGUUCCAGACGCUGAACUCGGUCACCCCGCCGCUGGACGUGGAGGAGUGCAGCAUCGCCCUGUUGCCCCGAAACCGCGACAAGAACCGCAGCAUGGACGUCCUGCCGCCCGACCGCUGCCUGCCCUUCCUCAUCUCCACUGAUGGGGACCCCAACAACUACAUUAAUGCGGCUCUGACUGAUAGCUACACACGGAGCGCGGCCUUCAUCGUGACCCUGCACCCGCUGCAGAGCACCACGCCUGACUUCUGGCGACUGGUUUACGACUACGGGUGCACCUCCAUCGUCAUGCUCAACCAACUGAACCAGUCCAACUCCGCCUGGCCCUGCCUGCAGUACUGGCCAGAGCCAGGUCGGCAGCAGUAUGGCCUCAUGGAGGUGGAGUUUAUGUCGGGCACAGCAGAUGAAGACUUAGUGGCCCGAGUCUUCCGGGUGCAGAACAUCUCUCGGCUGCAGGAGGGGCACCUGCUGGUGCGGCACUUCCAGUUCCUGCGCUGGUCUGCAUACCGGGACACGCCUGACUCCAAGAAGGCCUUCCUGCACCUGCUGGCUGAGGUGGACAAGUGGCAGGCCGAGAGUGGGGAUGGGCGCACCAUCGUGCACUGCCUAAAUGGGGGAGGACGCAGCGGCACCUUCUGCGCCUGCUCUACCGUCCUGGAAAUGAUACGCUGCCACAACUUGGUGGACGUUUUCUUUGCUGCCAAAACCCUCCGGAACUACAAACCCAACAUGGUGGAGACCAUGGAUCAGUACCACUUUUGCUACGAUGUGGCCCUGGAAUACUUGGAGGGGCUGGAGUCAAGAUAGCGGGGCCCUGGCCUGGGGCACCCACUGCACACUCAGGGCCAGACCCACCAUCCUGGACUGGCGAGGAAGAUCAGUGCCUCCUGCUCUGCCCAAACACACCCCUGUGGGGCAAGCAUUGGAGUGGAUGCUGGGCCAUCUUGCUGCCCCUUCCACUGUGGGCAGGGUCUUUCACUUUGUCCCAUGGGCAGGUCGUAGGCCAAGGAGGAGCUUAGCAAGUCUGCAGCCCAGCCCCACCUCCAUAGGGUCCUGCAGGCCUGUGCUGAGAGGCCUGGCACUGCCUGGCAGAGUAACAAGGGCUCAGGACGGCCGGCUCUGGGGUACUCAAGCCAAGCCCCUUGGCACCAUCCUGGCCUUUGGCAGGGUUGAGUGAGGCCCUGCAGAGAGUAUCCCAGGCCAAGAUUCCCACUCAGCCUGCUCCCUCUGCAUGUGGGUAGAGGGUGUACUGGGGCUUGGCAUCUAGGAUUCCAUCUGGCACAGCCUCUGAGGGUCCUGGGGAGGCAGGACUCUGUUCUGAACAGCCAGUGGGGCACACUGACUGUCCUCCCCAGGGGAACUGCAGUGCCCUCCUCCCCACUGCUCCCUGCAGCCCCUGGGAUAUUUUGCUCACUCUCCCUCCCCACUUCUGCUUCCCUGAUAUGUGCUCUGAGCUUCCCUGAACCAGGAUCUGCCGAUUCCUGCUGUGCCCCACGGUACACGAUUCCUUCCCUGCGUGACCCACUAUUGCAGAAUGAAGUCACCUUGCCCCCCUCUUCCUUUAAUCUUCAGGCCUCACUGGCCUGUCCUGCUCAGCUUGGGCCAGUGACAAUCUGCAAGGCUGAACAACAGCCCCUGGGGUUGAGGCCCCUGUGGCUCCUGGUCAGGCUGCCCAUUGUGGGGAGGGGCAGUGUUAGAGCAGGGCUGGUCAUACCCUCUGGAGUUCAGAGGAAGGAGGACCCGUGCUUUUUUGUUUCUUUUGUUAUUUUUGGAUGGGUGGUUGGGAAGGUCUCUUUAACAUGGGGCAGGCCACACCCCCAUUCUGUGCCUCAAUUUCCCCAUCUGUAAACUGUAGAUAUGACUACUGACCUACCUCGCAGGGGGCUGUGGGGAGGCAUAAGCUGAUGUUUGUAAAGCGCUUUGUAAAUAAACGUGCUCUCUGAAUGCCACAGA